GUAUAAAAGAGCAGUGUAUUUUGAAUAAAUCGGAGUUUUCACUCUCACAGCCUUCUGAAUCAGUCUUCUCAUUCCCGUCCUGCCUCGACAGCGACAUCUGGUGACCGCCGACGUGGACUCACGCCUCACUCUGGGGUACGGGGUCUGACGACCUCGCCUGGGCUGGCGACCUGCACCUCGCGUCUUGCGGGGGGGUCUCGGCGGCGCGGCACUGCGCCACCAGCCUGUGGCUGUGGACGGACACCUUUGCCUUCUUAAGAAAGGUAACGCUGGAAGUCCGCGCCUUCUGUAGAAGGCUGUGGUUCGGCUUCUAAGAGCUGGGACUGCGGGACGGGGUCUCCCUGGAGGAGCGGACUGUUUUGUCUCUAAAAGUGGACUUUCGCUGACGGGAGAUUUCAUAGCGAUGGGGAAUCAGGCAUCUGCAGCUGAUCGGACGGUUUUGUACGCCUGGCAAGCCUCUAUCCCGCAGAUGAGGGCUCGGGUCUCUGAGGAGGAACUGAUACGGCUCUUAAUCUGGGCUCGAGAUCAGAGAUUCUCCGUGGACAUUAGGCGGGCCUUUGAUCGAAAGCUCUGGCGCGAUAUGGGGCGGUGUCUCAUGCAGCAGAUGCACCAGGGAGACGCGGAGGCGUCCGCACUGUUUUCAGUCUGGGGGCGUGUGUAUGUGCCCCUGCGGGAGGGGGCCCCGGGGAGCUCGGACUCCGAGGGGGUUCUCUCCGGGAGUGACGACGCCGCUUCUGUAUCUAGUGGUCUCUCGGGGAGAAGGGACACGCGGACGGGCCGAGCGACGCCCGAUCCCUUCCCCGGCGCGGAGCGGGGUGUCGGGUCAUGGUGGAACGCCCCGCAAGCCUCCCGUGUCGCCGGGGAUUCCUGCUGGUCCCAGCGCUGCCUAACCCCAUGGCUAUGCUCAGCCUGGGAAAUUUUUGCCGGCCAAUCAGCCACAGAUUACACAGCAGACUGUACCCCGGCCGGCUGAACAAGCGCAAUCUGCUUUUGGCACGGUGCCAGUGCCAGCACCUGCUUUUCAAGGUGGCGCUGGGGGUGCCAUCGUCGCAGCCCUCGGGCUCGGCGCACCCCCCUUUGCACGGCCUGUUGGGGGCUGUCUCGUCUACGCCACAACAGCCCGGACUCGGUCCGUCAGUUGACCAGACGGCUCCGCUGGUUCAGCCCUUGGUGGGGCUCCGCUCUGCGGCUGGCGGGAGGGGCGGUGCAGCCCGCGGCGCCGGGCGCUGCGGGGGCAGUGGCCCCCCGGCUCCUUUGUUAUCAGCUAUGGAGCCUGCGCAGAUGUGUGGGCCUCGCUCUCAGCUGCCUCUGGGGGCAGGGAUGCAGCCUUUCGCCCACUCGCUGGCGCAACCCUCGCUUCCCGUGGGGGUUCAGGUUCUGCCAGUGGGAGCAGCGCAGCUGCUUCCCGGAACGUCCCGCUGCGCGACGUGUGCUGGGACUGAUUAGAUUUCUUUCACGGUGCCAGCGUCAAUGGUUCAACACCAUCUUGCGGGGGGCACUUCGGUGUCGUUUUCGGCCCUCCCGGCCCCGGGACUGACGCCGGCACUGGGGGCGGUACCUGCUCUCCACACCACGCCUGCUGUGGCGCCGGCGCUCCCAGCGAUGGGGACCGGCGCCCUGCCCGCCGCAUCCGCGGCUGGAACGGUUCUGCCUUUCGCCGUGCCCGCCGCUCCGGCGGCUUGAGCAGCGCCUCUGGCUCCCGCCCCCCCCCCCCUCCCCCCGCUGUCUCAGCAGCAGCACCUCUGCCUCCCUCGCCCGCUGGUGCUUCAGUGCCCGUGAUGCCUGCUGCGCCCCAGCAGCCAGUGCCGUUCCUGUCAUCGAUGACACAUCCACGGUGUUGCAAGCUCCUGCUGACCCUUUCGUCUUGCCGUCUGCGACGGAGGGAUUCGCCGAGCGGCCGGUGAUGGUUCCAGUCCCCGCCCCGUCACCAGCGGCUGGCCCACCUGGUUCGGGAGCUGUUGGCUCGGGGGCCCAGCCCAGUGCUUCGGCUUCGCAGUCGAUAGCCGCCUGCCCAGCCUCGGUGUCUCCUGUCAGCCCACCCUCCCUCGUGGAUCGCGGACUGUCCCACACGCCCCUGUCACAGGAGGCAGGAACCCGCAUUGCUCAACUUGUGCCUUUCCAGUCGUGUGUUCCCAGAGCAGAUCAGCAGAUGCGUGGAGAUGGUGGUUUCGAAUCCACAGGACCUACGCAAGUCCUCUGGUCCUCGCUCAUUUCUGCCAACCGUCCACAAAUGGUGUGCUCCGUGGUUUUGCCAGGUGCCAGCCCGUCUCGGAUUCAUCUGCAAGGUUUGAUCGACACCGGGGCUGACGUGACAGUCGUCUCCGCCUCUGUGUGGCCUCCUAAGUGGCCUUUGGACUCCGUGGGAGUGGCCAUUGAAGGCUUGGGAGUUGCAGUACAGACAUUUAUGUGCCGGCAGGCUGUGUUGAGCAAAAACAUGGAAGGGCAGACAGCAAAGGUUCGGCCCUAUGUUACUGCAGCUCCGGUCACUCUUUGGGGGCGGGAUGUGCCGGCAGCCUGGGGUGUGCGCAUCGGGACGGAUUUUUGAUGGGGGUCACUGUGUUGAAGGGCGCAGAUUACCCUACACUGCCUUUGCGGUGGUUGGUGACCAGAGCCGACCUCCUUGGAAGUAUUUGGGGGUCAAGAUUCUGGAGCAAACCAUUCAGCAUCAGGAGGUGCAAUUUCCAGAGACUAUUGCAACGCUGAAUGAUGCCCAGAGAUUGCUUGGGGUCCUCAAUUGGUUACGUCCCUAUCUGGGGCUGACCACGGCGCAGCUGUCCCUGCUGUUCAAACUUUUAAAGGGGGACCCGGACCUGAGUUCGCCUUGGAAAUUGACUCUUGAAGCGCGGCAAGCGCUGGAGGAGGUUCAAAAGGCUCUGUCUACUCGUCCGGUUUACCAAGUAGACCCUUCCAUUGAUAUCACUGUCUGAAGGUAACGCCAGGGCUGAUAGGUUGGCUAACCCUGCGUGGGUGGCACCUCAGCCUGAUAGAACUGCGCAAGCCAAGGCAUUGCAUGACUUUUUUCACCAAAGUGCACAUACUUUGCAAAAACAGUUUGAUUUGACAGCAACCGAGGCUCGUGACAUUGUCAGCUCUUGUGCUGACUGUCAUGGGUUUGCUGCACCUUUACCGGCGGGGGUGGACCCCAGAGGCCUGAAGGCCUUGCAGCGCUGGCAAACAGAUGUUACACACAUUGCUGAGUUUGCUCGACUUAAGUAUGUGCAUGUGUCUGUCGACACCUUCUCCUCCGCCAUGUGGGCAACUGUUCACACGGGGGAGAAGAGUCGCGACGCAAUUGCUCAUUGGAGGAUGGCUUUUGCAGUUCUGGGGAUACCUUCGUGCGUAAAGACUGACAAUGGCCCUGCCUAUGCCUCACAGAAGUUAUGUCAGUUUUUGCACCUGUGGGGAGUCUCACACAAGUUUGGUACUGCACAUUCACCCACAGCUCAAGCCAUUGUUGAACGCGUGCAUGGCACUUUAAAGCGUGUUCUGGAGAAACAAAAAGGGGGAAUGCCAGGAGAGACUCCACACAGUCGGUUGGAGAAAGCUUUGUAUACAAUCAACCAUUUAACUGUGCCAAAGAAUUCAGAGAUUCCUGUCAUUUUGAAUCAUUUUCUCUCAUUGCAUUCAGCAGGUGAGACGCAUCUGCCCUGAGCGCAGGUCUGGGUGCGAGACCUUGUCACCAAUAGGUGGGAGGGUCCGUGCAACCUCAUUACUUGGGGCCGCGGGUAUGCAUGUGUCUCCACAGGUACCAGGGUACGAUGGAUACUUGCAAAGUGUGUUCGCCCUGACUUGAGACAGCAGAAACAGAGUGUGGUCAACAGAUAGCCUGUGAGCAGUGACCAUGCUGCUGACCAUCCAUCACAAUCUUCAGAUGAUGAUCAAGACAUCAACCAUCAGUCAGCCAGCCCCUCCACGAGGGGGAAAUGAACAUUUGAUUUGCUUUGCUUUUUGGACAUGAACUGGUGACGAGUUAGACUGCCUGUGUUACAAGCAGACUAACAAUGUUUUGGUGUUGGUGAUGGAGUUUUAGAUUUAAUAGUUAAGUUUGUAAAGAGUUAUAGUGUAAGUCAAAAUCUCUUUGACUGUUCUGAGCCAACAUUCAAUGAGGUUUUGAAUCAUCAACUAGUGAACCUCGGAGUCGUGUUUGUCCUCUCUUCUGCAAGAGACCUUGCAAAAAGGAGACAAACACUGCCUUCUUUUUUAAAACUAAAAGAGAAGACAUGUGGGUCUCAGAUUCAGUCAAAGAAAGAAAUUGAGAGUUUCUAGCCAGGCAAAAGCCUGGGAAAGAGCUGGAAAAGAAUGUAAAUAAUUCUUUAUCUCUCUUGACCUCACACUGUUUAUAGUUAAGUUCUGUCACUGUGCGUCAAGCACUCUGAACCAAUGUUGUAGUUUGUUUUCACUUUAGGACCAAUGGAUUUAACCUUUGCAAAGCUCUGUAUAAAAGAGCAGUGUAUUUUGAAUAAAUCGGAGUUUUCACUCUCACAGCCUUCUGAAUCAGAGUCUUCUCAUUCCCGUCCUGCCUCGACAGCGACAUGUGCCAGCCAGGUGUGUGUCAACACAGCAAACAGGGAAUGUGAAGUUACCCCCAUCUGUGUCUGCUAAGAGUUUUGACCUUUGAGAUUAAGUGGCACAAAGUGAAUCACUUUAGAUUCCUCUCUGCAUCUCCUUGUUAGGUAAUGCUGCUAAAUUGGCCUGCAGCAGGGGAAAAUGCCUCUCAGCUCUGCAGAUUUGAUAAAUUGCCAUUUGUCCUGAGGAAUUUCUUUUUACAAAGUACACAAAAACUUGUUAAAAAGUGAAACAACAGGGAAUGAUGGUUCCAAACAUUGGAACAGUUGUGGUUUCUCUGUUUUCCUAAGCUUGCCUUCCUGUAGUCUGUCUAACUGAUCCCUGCCUCAUAUCUCCCAUUUCUGAUGGGGCUUGUCCACUGGUUUCCUAGCACCAGUAUUUUACUAAGUUUUAAGUUUCACAUUCUCUUUAAACUGUUCUGUCUUGCUUUCUUUACAUCCACUACAGCCAGUUCCCUAAAGCUCACAGAUGUGUCACAGUAAGAAAUGUAGAAAAUUGUUAUGUGCUACAAUAUAAAGGAAUAUAAGAAGAAUAUUUAUAAGGAGAUCUUAUUGUCCUUCAGGACAAUUUACAGUGAGACUUUGAGACUUAAGCACUUAAAAAGCAGACAGUAUUAAGAGCUAUUGAGUUGAUGAAUGAUUCUCUGAUGCUUUAAUUAUGUAACAUAAUGUUCCAGGCAAAAACUUGCCACAGGAGAGGUUCACAUCAAGUAGGAGAAUAGUCAUUUUUGUCUGCUUGUUGGAAAUGUAUGACAGUAUGAGACAAGAACCUCUUCGUACCUAUGAAAAAUUCUGUACAGAAA
Messenger RNA from Taeniopygia guttata (zebra finch), 5368 nucleotides. NCBI's taxonomy places the organism in Eukaryota, Metazoa, Chordata, Aves, Passeriformes, Estrildidae. The record is from RefSeq and is a predicted model, not a curated record.